Molecule: messenger RNA, 2388 nt
Organism: Polyodon spathula (Mississippi paddlefish)
Lineage: Eukaryota; Metazoa; Chordata; Actinopteri; Acipenseriformes; Polyodontidae
Product: serine/threonine-protein kinase PLK1-like
Exons: 11
Coding region: 73-1857 (594 amino acids)
Biological process (GO): mitotic cell cycle; regulation of cytokinesis; protein phosphorylation
Cellular component (GO): nucleus; spindle pole; centrosome
Molecular function (GO): protein serine/threonine kinase activity; protein binding; ATP binding
Source: RefSeq, a predicted model, not a curated record
AUACAUAUAUAUUUACAGAGGGAGAGCUAGUACAUUCUUGACAGGACGCUUGUGUUUUUUCUUAAAUACAAAAUGACCACCGUUGCAGCUAAACCAUUGAAACAAGUGGUCCCAAUCGAUCCUUCAAAAUCGGCACCUCUAAAAGAAAUUCCAGAUAUUCUAGUGGACCCCAGAACCAAGAAGCGGUACUUAAGAGGCCGAUUUUUGGGGAAAGGCGGGUUUGCAAAAUGCUACGAAAUUACAGAUAUGGACACUAAGGAGGUUUUCGCCGGGAAGGUGGUGCCCAAAUCUAUGCUGCUUAAGCCCCACCAAAAGGAGAAAAUGUCUAUGGAAAUCACCAUUCACAGAAGUUUGAGCCACGCAAAUGUCGUUGGGUUUCACGGUUUUUUUGAGAGUGAUGAUUUUGUCUUCGUCGUCCUGGAAAUCUGCAGAAGGAGGUCUCUGCUGGAGUUGCACAAAAGAAGAAAAGCUUUGACUGAGCCCGAAGCGCGUUACUACAUGAGACAGACCAUUACAGGAUGCCUCUAUCUUCACAACAGCAGGGUGAUUCACAGAGAUCUCAAGCUGGGCAACCUCUUUCUCAGUGAUGACAUGGAGGUCAAAAUAGGUGAUUUUGGUCUGGCCACCAAGAUAGAGUAUGAUGGAGAGCGAAAGAAGACUCUGUGCGGGACGCCAAACUACAUCGCGCCUGAAGUGCUGUGCAAAAAAGGCCACAGCUUCGAAGUGGACAUCUGGUCCCUCGGCUGCAUUCUGUACACCUUGUUGGUGGGGAAGCCUCCGUUUGAAACGUCAUGCCUUAAAGAGACGUACAUCAGAAUUAAGAAGAAUGACUAUACGGUUCCUAGACACAUCAACCCAGUGGCAGCUGCUCUGAUGAAGAAGAUGCUGCAGGCUGACCCGACGACCCGCCCCACGAUUGCGGAGCUGCUCAAUGACGAGUUCUUCACUACUGGCUACAUCCCCCAGCACCUCCCAACCACCUGCCUGACUGUAGCACCCCGCUUCUCCAUCGCACCCAGCAGCAUCGACGCCAGCUUGAGGAAACCACUCACAUCACUCAACAAAGGAAGUCCUGUUGAUAAAAUGGCAAAACAGGAAGAGAAGGAAGACAUGCAGUACAGGGAAAUGGGUGAGGCUAGUGAAAGCCACCUGCAAGACCUGCUGCAGCAGCUCACCAGUGUUAAUGCAGCCAAACCAUCAGAAAGGGCUCUGAUCAGACAAGAGGAAACUGAACAUCCUGCUUGUAUUCCUAUCUUCUGGAUCAGCAAGUGGGUGGACUAUUCAGACAAAUAUGGUUUGGGUUACCAGCUGUGUGACAACAGCGUCGGCGUUCUGUUCAAUGACUCGACAAGGCUGAUCAUGUACAACGACGGAGACAGUCUGCAGUACAUCGAGAGAAACAACUCUGAGUCUUACCUGAGUGUGCGCUCCUACCCCUCUGCACUGACCAAGAAAAUCACUUUGCUGAAGUAUUUCAGAAACUACAUGAGUGAGCACCUGCUCAAGGCAGGGGCUAACAUCACUCCCCGGGACGGUGACGAGCUGGCACGACUGCCUUUCCUGCGAUACUGGUUCAGGACAAAGAGCGCCAUCGUGCUACACCUCAGCAACGGCACUGUGCAAAUCAACUUCUUCCAGGAUCACACGAAGGUCAUCCUCUGUCCGCUCAUGGCAGCGGUCACCUUUAUUGACGAACAGCGGGAGUUCCGCACCUACAAGCUGAGUCUGAUUGAGGAGCAUGGCUGCUGCAAGGAGCUGGCCAGCCGGCUGCGCUAUGCACGCACCAUGGUGGAGAAACUACUGGCGCCCAAGUCUACUGCGGUGCGCAAGAACUCUGCAGUCACGGAGCACACCUGAACAGGGCCACCAGCCAAGCGAACUCUGCUCCUAACUUAAUGUGUUAUGUAAAUACACCUGUCUUAUUUUAAUUGGUUUUUUUUUUUUUUUUUUUUUUUUAAAUGAGCAGUUCUCUGUGUCUUAAGUACUACUGUGAAUGGAGACACUUGGUAUGUAUUUCUGUUCAAAGCAUUGUUGAACCUGUAAAUAAGGGCGAAUUCUGGGUUUUCACUGUAUUGGUGAGGGUGUAGUUUGCUCCAUAAUACCUCGUUCAGUCUGUAGACCCAGGCUGUGUGUGAAAUGUUUAUCCAGUGAAGUUCCACUGAGACUGUUUUCAAACUCUAAUCAAAACAGUAGGGAAAGGAAUGUACCAUGUAAGCUGUCGGAUGUCUGUGCUAUACUGUUGCUCCAAAUCCUGUGUCCUGUAUUCUUGAACUGUUUUCUUCCAGUUGCUUUUACUGUACUUCCUGUACAAAGUCACUCCGUACAAAUGAUGUUACAAAUGUCUCAUCGCUCAAAGAUGUGUUUUUUAUUGGAUAUAUUGUAAGUGAA